GAAAAACUUCUGUCAGCCGCAGAAGAAGAGAUCGCCGGCAUCUCGUCAGCAGCACGCCACCGCCUCAGGAGAAGAGAAGGGGCUUCGACUUCGCUCCGGGAAACCUGCCACCGCCGUGCUGCUCUCCAAUCUAGUUUGAAUUCGCCCGAAUUCCUUUCUGGAAUAAUUUCACUCCCUUCUUUUGUGUUUUCCUUUUUUCCUCUCCUUCCGUCAGCGGCUCCUCUAUUUCCCGGCGGAAGUGAGUUCCUCCCUCUCCUUGCAAGUUUUUGGAGAGCUGGUUACCGGAGAGGGAGGGGCAACGCGGUGCUGCCAACACCAGAGUUUUCAAUAACUGCGGCAACGGAAGAAAAAAAAAUAAGCGGCGAGCAAGAAGGGAGACCCUUCUCUUUCUCUGCACUUUAAUAAUUCGGCGGCGUCCAGAUUGUGGUGACGUUUCCAGUCGUGCAUACGACAGUUCUCUUCCGCCUCUUUCCCCUCCUUUUAGCGCGGACGAAAGCCCGGGGGACAAGCGAGUGCACGUACAUAUAUAUAUAUAAAAAGAACGACGCCCAAGUAUGUCAACGUCGUACCACAAUCAGCAGAGUCACCAGCACCACCACCAGCCGUUUGGCCAACAGGCCGCCGAAGACUUUUGUGCCGCUGCGGAGUUUCCGUCUUACGUGGGUGAGGACCUGGCGUUCCAGUGCGUGGCGUCCACGUCGUCGAUUACUGCGACUUCGGCGUCGUCGAGCUUCGAGAGGUCGGCGUCGAUGCGACUUGAGGACGGAGGACGAGAUAGUUGCUCCCCUGCGUCCUUGUCAUCGAGUGAAGUGCAACGCCCUGCUUGCGAGUUCGCCGCUCGUGGACCCUUGCCGCCGGGAAUACCAUACACGGCCUGUCUCGCAGGCGGCGUCCCUCCGGAUACCGGCGGCGGCGGGUUCUGCUACGACUACAGCAGUGGCAGUGGCGGGGUCCCGGUGGGGGGCCAGCAUCCCGGUGGAGGGGCCCCGUUUACGGGACCCUACAAGGUGCAGCGCCGCGCGGCUAACAUCCGGGAGCGGAAGCGCAUGAUGAGCAUCAACACGGCGUUCGAGGAGCUCCGCUGCCACGUGCCCACGUUCCCGUUCGAGAAACGCCUCUCCAAGAUCGACACCCUGAGGCUGGCCAUUGCCUACAUCGCGCUCCUCAAGGAGGUACUCGUCUCGCAGUACGACCCCCUGACACACAUCGAGAAAUGCCUCAAGGGGGAGCUCAAAGGGGAACACGCCGCAGAGUGGAAUACUUCUGAUCUGACGGCCCGCCUAUCCUGGAUCAAUUGGGAGAACCUGGGCGUGAACCCGAACCGGCGAAGCGUGCUGACCACGCUUACUUUGACUGCAGACACCAUCGGCUGUCAUAACGGAACCCAGUAACUACAGUGCCAUCUUGCGGUUUAGCCGCCGUGUGUCUGCCUCCCCGCGCCACGCACCCCAUUGUUCGAGACACAAGGGUCUUCUUCUUCGCUGUACAUAAACGUCAUGCUGUGGAAAUACGCGAAAGAUAUAUAACGUGAAUUGACAACGCGAUUGACUGAGCGCUUGCACAGUGUGAUGCGAUACGGUCGCCACGAACGAUUUCACCGUGUGGCCGCCGUAAAAUGAACCAUGUUUCGGAAUCAUGCUUAUGGGCACGCUGACGUUCCGCAGACGCUUCUGCGCCGUGCCCUUGCGCGCGCAGUUUGUGACCGCUGUGGUCAUGUGAUUUCACUGUACGGUUUCGCGCACAUUAAUGAUCUGUGGUCGUUGGAAAGGCUGUGUUAGAACGAUGGUAUUGAACGAGUCUUCGAAAUAUUGUAGCUUCCAUUUGUUUCCAGGUUCAUGUGACGACAGAUGUGUACGCAAAUGGAAGUGCGCUGGAUUUACAUCUGUGUAUUUUUUGUCCUGGUUCUGUUUGUUACGCGUAAUUGGCGCAAUGCGUUUGUUAUGCCGUCAUUUCCUUUCCCUUGUUUUUCCUGGUCUGUGGUAAAUUAUUCUUUUACGUUCUGUGCAUCGGGUUCCGAAGCUGACAAUGUGGAUACGAAUGACGUUGAAUGGGUCGCCUGGAGGUAGGGGGCCAUGAGUGGAUAGUUGGUCCGAAGCAUGCCACGUGAUCCAUUACUAUCACGAACCAUGGCAGUAGUCCUUCACAUUCAUCUUUGCCAAUCGUCCCUCUUUUGAAUGAUUGUGUGCUUUGGGAAAGGACGCCUACGCUUCAAUCAGUCACGCAGUUUCUUUUUUGUCUUAAGUUGUUUGUACAGUGGUGCACCUUCUAUACAUGUCUGUAGAAACGAAGCAAGGUUGACUGGGAUACAAUUUAUUGCAGUGUGCGUGGAGGUGAUAAAAAGCUGCGUUCGUACCGUUAGAGGGCGCACGAAACGACGGAAAUGCGGAAUAUCUUAACCACCACCUCGGUUCUUAUCUACGUUGCAGUAAAUGCGCGUAGAAACCGUGGUAGGAGCCUGAAUCUUCUGUUUCCUUGUUUCUGCUUUGACAACAUAUUCGCCUUCCCAAAAUUAUCGCAACGCGACUAAUAAUCACGAUACUUACACUAAGCCUGAUGAUGUUUCAGUUAUUUUUCGAGAUAGAAAGCUUCAUAAUCUCUUCUCUCAACUUCGAAGCGUCCCAGGUAAGCAAGAUGCAGUUCAUAUCGGGGUAUAUAAUGCUAUGAUGCAUUACACACUACGUUUAAACCUCAACACAUACCAAGCAGAAUUGGCCAUGAAGAUUUCUCGGGCAAGGAACACACAGCCAUAUAAGUAAAUAACUUUCGAGGCUUUUUCAUGCUGUACACAGUGUAUAGCUUGCUGUUGUCUUUGUGAUCAUAAUACUGUUGACAUUCCCACUUUGUCCUCUUGGUAUCCUCUUAUACAAUCAAAGCGUGUUCUUGUAAUGUACAUAUUUACUUCCUACCGCAUUGUGUCCUGUAUAGUUUUGAGAUGACUUCUAAUUUUAGUUGUUAAUUUUUGAGUGCGUGAUAUUAGUUAUAUUUAUUGAUAUUAUUUAUUAACAAAUGAGACGAAGCAACCAUCCUCACGAGAUGAACCAGGACGCGAAUCUGACGCGUUGUCCUUGAGACGAGCGCCCGAACGCAGUUUUCCGUUUAUUUAUUAAUUUUUCAGAUCUGCACCCGACCACGUAUGAAGUCUUUAUACUUUUUAUCAGCUUGUUUUCAGACGCCUUCAUUGUUGAGUGCAAUUUGUUAAGAAAAUGACAAAUUAAAACCAACAUUUUUGUUGAA
This is a messenger RNA of Ornithodoros turicata, 3234 nucleotides long. It is a transcript of the gene Fer2, whose product is annotated as twist-related protein 1-like. Gene Ontology annotation, molecular function: protein dimerization activity; RNA polymerase II transcription regulatory region sequence-specific DNA binding; DNA-binding transcription factor activity, RNA polymerase II-specific. The record is from RefSeq and is a predicted model, not a curated record. Bases 555 to 1391 code for a protein of 278 amino acids. Lineage: Eukaryota; Metazoa; Arthropoda; Arachnida; Ixodida; Argasidae. Gene Ontology annotation, biological process: developmental process; regulation of transcription by RNA polymerase II. The transcript is spliced from 3 exons.